GACGCCAGAGAGGCGCGCUCCCAGCUCAGAGCCGACUCGCAGACGCGCCCCGCCCCUCGGUAUCGCUCUGGACUGGCGCAGGCGCAAGCCGGCAAGAUGGCGGCAGCUGGAGCUGGCCGUCUGAGGCGGGCAGCGUCGGCUCUGCUGCUCCGGAGCCCCCGCCUCCCCGCCCGGGAGCUGUCGGCCCCGGCCCGACUCUAUCACAAGAAGGUUGUUGAUCAUUAUGAAAAUCCUAGAAACGUGGGGUCCCUUGACAAGACAUCUAAAAAUGUUGGAACUGGCCUGGUGGGGGCUCCAGCAUGUGGUGACGUAAUGAAAUUACAGAUUCAAGUGGAUGAAAAGGGGAAAAUUGUGGAUGCUAGGUUUAAAACAUUUGGCUGUGGUUCUGCAAUUGCCUCCAGCUCAUUAGCCACUGAAUGGGUGAAAGGAAAGACGGUGGAGGAAGCCUUGACUAUCAAAAACACAGAUAUCGCCAAGGAGCUCUGCCUUCCUCCCGUGAAACUGCACUGCUCCAGUAAGUCUCUGCUCUCCAUACCAGUCAGCUGGGACAUUUGGCGUGCUGGCUGAAGAUGCAAUCAAGGCCGCCCUGGCUGAUUACAAAUUGAAACAAGAACCCAAAAAAGGAGAAGCAGAGAAGAAAUGAGCCCUCCCUCAGCGAAGCCUCCAGCAGGCCACACCAGCUGUUUCCCACCUGCUGUGCAAUCACCUUAGAUGUUCAGAAGCCGCUCCCUCUCCACUGAAGAGCUAUGAGAUAACGCACAAUACUUGCUGUUCACGUUAUGACUCUCAUGCAAGCAAAAUACACAGUUUCAUUGUUCUGAAUCCCGUGGUUUCUUUCAGUCCACUUUUAUCGCCUUAACCUAGUUAAUGUAUAUUUUGAAUUGUGUGUAUGACCUCAGAACUGAAAUUGAUAAGUUGCAAGUGUUGAUAGCCCAUGAAGUGCAUAAGUAUCUAAUUUUACCUGAAUUGAUUUGGGGGGAAAUUACCAGUAGAAUGCCUUUGUCUGAAUAUACAACUAAUUGUUAUACAUAAAACAGAUCUGCAUAUCUAUAUAUAUAAAAAAUAAUAAAACAAUGGAAGAU
This is a messenger RNA of Rhinopithecus roxellana (golden snub-nosed monkey), 1082 nucleotides long. It is a transcript of the gene ISCU, whose product is annotated as iron-sulfur cluster assembly enzyme. Bases 97 to 567 code for a protein of 156 amino acids. NCBI's taxonomy places the organism in Eukaryota, Metazoa, Chordata, Mammalia, Primates, Cercopithecidae. Gene Ontology annotation, biological process: iron-sulfur cluster assembly; intracellular iron ion homeostasis. Gene Ontology annotation, molecular function: 2 iron, 2 sulfur cluster binding; ferrous iron binding. Gene Ontology annotation, cellular component: cytoplasm; mitochondrial matrix. The record is from RefSeq and is a predicted model, not a curated record. The transcript has 5 exons.